Messenger RNA from Ochotona princeps (American pika), 1431 nucleotides. RefSeq names its product proteasome 26S subunit, ATPase 1 (gene PSMC1). The coding region runs from base 91 to 1413 and encodes 440 amino acids. Gene Ontology annotation, biological process: proteasome-mediated ubiquitin-dependent protein catabolic process. Gene Ontology annotation, molecular function: ATP hydrolysis activity; proteasome-activating activity; ATP binding. The transcript is spliced from 11 exons. The record is from RefSeq and is a predicted model, not a curated record. Lineage: Eukaryota; Metazoa; Chordata; Mammalia; Lagomorpha; Ochotonidae. Gene Ontology annotation, cellular component: proteasome regulatory particle, base subcomplex.
GCUUCCGUAGCGUGUCUCGUAACUUCCGCUUCCGACGGGCCGUAGGGGCAGAGACGCUUCCGGCAGCGGUGGUUGAGCUGCAGAGUCAAGAUGGGUCAAAGUCAGAGUGGUGGCCAUGGGCCUGGAGGAGGCAAGAAGGACGACAAGGACAAGAAAAAGAAAUAUGAACCGCCUGUGCCAACCAGAGUGGGGAAAAAGAAGAAGAAAACAAAGGGACCAGAUGCUGCCAGCAAGCUGCCACUGGUGACACCUCACACUCAGUGCCGGCUAAAAUUAUUGAAGCUAGAGAGAAUUAAAGACUAUCUACUCAUGGAGGAAGAAUUCAUCAGAAAUCAGGAGCAGAUGAAGCCGUUAGAAGAAAAGCAGGAGGAGGAAAGGUCUAAGGUGGAUGACCUGAGAGGGACCCCGAUGUCAGUAGGAACCUUAGAGGAAAUCAUCGAUGACAACCACGCUAUUGUGUCAACAUCCGUGGGCUCGGAGCACUACGUCAGCAUCCUGUCCUUUGUGGACAAGGACCUGCUGGAACCCGGCUGCUCCGUCCUGCUCAACCACAAGGUGCACGCUGUGAUAGGAGUGCUGAUGGAUGACACAGAUCCCCUGGUCACGGUGAUGAAGGUGGAAAAGGCCCCUCAGGAGACCUACGCCGACAUUGGGGGGCUGGACAACCAGAUCCAGGAAAUUAAGGAAUCUGUGGAGCUUCCGCUGACCCAUCCAGAAUAUUAUGAAGAGAUGGGAAUCAAGCCCCCCAAGGGGGUCAUUCUCUACGGUCCACCUGGCACAGGUAAAACCCUGUUGGCAAAAGCAGUGGCAAACCAAACCUCAGCUACUUUCUUGAGAGUGGUCGGCUCUGAACUUAUCCAGAAGUACCUCGGCGACGGGCCCAAACUCGUGCGGGAGCUGUUUCGUGUUGCUGAAGAACACGCACCAUCCAUCGUAUUUAUUGAUGAAAUUGAUGCUAUUGGGACAAAAAGAUACGACUCAAAUUCUGGUGGGGAGAGAGAAAUCCAGCGCACAAUGCUGGAGCUGCUCAACCAGCUGGAUGGGUUUGACUCGAGAGGAGACGUGAAGGUGAUUAUGGCCACAAACCGAAUAGAAACUUUGGAUCCAGCACUUAUCAGACCAGGCCGCAUCGACAGGAAGAUCGAGUUCCCCCUGCCUGACGAGAAGACCAAGAAGCGCAUCUUCCAGAUUCACACGAGCAGGAUGACGCUAGCUGAUGACGUCACCCUGGACGACUUGAUCAUGGCGAAAGAUGACCUCUCCGGAGCAGACAUCAAGGCCAUCUGCACGGAAGCUGGGCUGAUGGCCCUGCGGGAACGCAGGAUGAAAGUCACGAAUGAAGACUUCAAGAAAUCCAAGGAGAACGUCCUCUAUAAGAAGCAGGAAGGCACGCCCGAGGGGCUGUAUCUCUAGUGCCCCGCAGCCGCCCUC